Messenger RNA from Lycium ferocissimum, 2942 nucleotides. RefSeq lists its product as uncharacterized. Lineage: Eukaryota; Viridiplantae; Streptophyta; Magnoliopsida; Solanales; Solanaceae. The record is from RefSeq and is a predicted model, not a curated record. The coding region runs from base 451 to 2667 and encodes 738 amino acids. The transcript has 4 exons.
UUGUGUUUAUUUUUUCCACUACCUACAAUUUCUCUCCCUUUUAUUUCUCUCUACCAUUUGAUUCCAAACUAACUACCAUAAUCCCUCUUAACAUAACACCUAAUCUCCUCUAAAUCUCAUUUUAUCCACUCUUAAUCUCACAAUUAUCCAACAAAAGAGUGAUCUUUAUUGUAUUUUCUUGUUUUGGGGUUAUACUAAGUACAAAAAACUGAUCUUUUUGAGUAUUUUCUUGUUGAUUGAAAGGCAAAAAUAAUAAAUAUAAGAUGGUUGUGAAGAUAACACCUCUUUAAAUCCCAUUUUAUCCAAGAAAGUUCACUUUUUUUUUCCCUCUAAAAAAGCACAAAAGAGUGAUCUUUAUUGUAUUUUCUUGAUUUGGGGUUAUCCUAAGUACAAAAAACUGAUCUUUUUAGUAUUUUUUGGUUCUUGAAAAGCAAAAAAAAAAAAAAAACGAUGGUUGUGAAGAUGAUGAAGUGGAGACCAUGGCCACCAAUAUCAUUAUCAAAAAAAUUUGAGGCAAAAAUUAGUGUUAAUUGUCUUAAAGGUUUAAACUUUUUGUUAAAUAAGCAAGUGGGGUUUCAAGAUUUUGAUAAAUUAAGAGUUGAAAUUAAGUGGAAAGGUUCAUCAAAGGGUAAUUCUUUGAAUUUGAGUUCAUUUACAAGGAGAAAUGUUAAGAAGAAUUAUACAAAGGAAGAGUGUUUAAAUGGAGAUGAUGAUGGUGUUGUUGAAUGGAAUGAAGAAUUUCAAAGUGUUUGUAAUUUUACUGGUUGUAAAGAUGGUGUUUUUCAUCCUUGGGAAGUUGCCUUUACUGUCUUCAAUUGUACAAACAAAGGACCAGAUCAGAAGGUACCCAUACUUGCUGCUGCGACAUUGAACCUUGCGGACUUUGCUUCAGUAGCUGGAGAAAAAGAAGACAGCAUUGAAAUUUUCAUUCCUUUGGAAGCCUCUAUUGGCAGCUUCAAGAGUUCCCUCUCACUUUGUCUAUCACUCAACCUUGUGGAAUUGAGGGACACACGUGAAGCUUCAGAGACCAUUCCGAAGUUUACCAUGUCUGCUCCAGUAUCUCCAAACCCCGGAAAUGUUUUGUUGACAGACAGAAAUGAGGGUUCUUCUUUUAAAGCAGGUCUCCGGAAAGUUAAAUUUUUCAAAGGAUUAUCUGUUAGGCGACAGAAGAAGGCAUAUCAUGAAGAGGAAGGCAGCAGUGAUGGAAGGAACUCAGUGAGAAGUGACGAUCCCGAUUAUGUUUACCGAGUGGAUACAGAUUCACUUGAUGAUGAUUCCGAAGAAGGAGAAUCAGAGGAAGGAAAAGAGGAUACAAGUGUUCAGAAGUCAUUUAGUUAUGAAUCACUUGUCCAUGCGAACCAUGCUGGUGGAUCAUUUUACUCGAACACAAGUGGCAGCGAAGACGAGGACUUAGUCCACUAUAGCCCUCAUAUUUCAGAUGUACCAGCGUAUAAAACUGCAGCACUACCAAAUCAAUCUACAGAGCAGAGUUCAAAACGCAGCAUUCUUCCCUGGAGGAAGAGGAAGUUGAGUUUCAGAUCUUCUAAAAAAACCAAGGGGGAGCCGUUGUUGAAGAAACAUUAUGGAGAGGAUGGUGGGGACGAUAUAGACUUUGAUCGCCGACAGCUUUGCUCUGAUGAAUCUUCUUCAGGGUGGUGCAAAUCUGAGGAAGGUUCUGCAAACCGAUUUGCAGUCUCUGAGUUUGGAGAUGACAGUUUUGCUGUGGGUAGUUGGGAGCAAAAAGAGAUAGUAAGCCGUGAUGGUCAAAUGAAGCUGGAAACUCAGAUCUUCUUUGCUUCGAUUGAUCAACGAAGUGAACGAGCUGCAGGUGAAGGCGCUUGUACAGCCUUAGUUGCCGUGAUUGCUGAUUGGUUCCACCAAAAUCCUAAAGAUAUGCCUAUCAAGUCCCAACUUGAUUGUCUUAUCCGCGAAGGCUCACUUCAGUGGAGGGAUCUUUGUGAAAACAAGACCUACAGAGAACGUUUCCCAGAUAAGCAUUUCGACCUCGACACGGUCCUCGAAGCUAAAGUCCUUCCACUCUCAGUAGCUUCAGAAAAAUCAUUCAUUGGGUUCUUUCAUCCCGAAGGAAUCGAAGAAGUGGAAGGAUUCGACUUCCUUCACGGUGCCAUGUCUUUCGACAACAUUUGGGAUGAGAUUUCUAAAUCCGCUCAAGAAACUCCCUGUUACAUAGUGAGUUGGAAUGACCACUUCUUUAUCCUCAAAGUUGAAAAAGACGCGUACUAUAUCAUUGACACACUGGGCGAGAGGCUUUAUGAGGGUUGUAAUCAGGCUUAUAUCCUCAAAUUCGACAAAGAUACAACGAUAUUGAAAGAGAAAACUGAUUUGAAAGAGGCUGUUGAUGCGGGAAAAAUUGUCAUUAACACCAAGGGCACCGAUAAAAUGCUGGAAGACAUGGUACCUGAAAACAACAUCAUUUAUAGAGGUAAAGACGCGUGCAAAGAGUAUAUUAAGAGUUUUUUGGCGGCAAUCCCUAUUAGGGAGUUACAAGUUGAUGUGAAGAAGGGAUUGAUGGCAUCGACACCUCUUCAUCAGCGGCUACAAAUUGAAUUCCAUUAUACAAUGAGCUUUGAUCCUAAGUUUGAGUCGUCAUCAGAAGAACUAACUGCUAACAGUUUGACAAUACUACCAUCGGCAGCAGCAGAGUAAGCAACGAGUAAUAAAGUUUUACGAGUAUAUACAUAAUGCUAAUCCUUUUGUUCUACAUAUAAUUUAGGAAUUUUGAAAAGCUAAUUGCUGUUUAGUGUUCCCUGGUCUCUUCUUUGUUUUCUUUAGUACAGAUGACUGUAACUGGCUUAGUAUCUCCUUUGUCUUUUCUUCCUCGUGCACGAGGAAUUAUAUGUAAAUGACUAUGGAACUGCUCAAGAGUUCUCUCUUUUUCUUCUCUCAAAGAGGGAAGUUGACAUGAAUGAAUGUAUUAGUUC